AUAGAAAUUGAUAGAACGAACGACAACACAUAAUAUUAUUGUGCGACGUAGAUUUUAAUUUAUACACAAUUAAAAACAAUAUUACAUCAUUGUUUAAUUUAAACAACACAACAAAAUGGCAAGUGCAGCAGUGUUAGCUGGUAUUGGAAUGGCAGGUGUUGGUUUUGGUAGACAAUAUAUUGCUCGUCAAUUGCCAAAUUUAUCACAAAAAGCUAGUAAAGCAUUUCAAGGUUUGUCACAACUUGAUGCAGCAUCAAUAGCAAAUAAUAAAUAUUACAAAGGUGGCUUUGAACAGCCAAUGACUAAAAGAGAAGCUAGGUUAAUACUGUCAUUAUCACCAGCUGCAAAUAAAUCAAAAAUAAAUGAUCAAUUUAAAAAAUCAAUGUUUGCUAAUCAUCCCGAUCGUGGUGGUUCACCUUUUAUUGCAACUAAAAUUAAAGAAGCCAAAGAUGUGCUAGAAAAAUAAACAUCGUUUGGUUUGGAAUUAGUGUUAUUUAUUUUAUAAUUAUUUACUUGAAAAAAUAUCAAUAAAAUUAAUAGUUAAAACGA
Messenger RNA from Aphidius gifuensis, 549 nucleotides. Its product is annotated as mitochondrial import inner membrane translocase subunit TIM14-like. The transcript has 2 exons. The record is from RefSeq and is a predicted model, not a curated record. Gene Ontology annotation, biological process: protein import into mitochondrial matrix. Gene Ontology annotation, cellular component: PAM complex, Tim23 associated import motor. NCBI's taxonomy places the organism in Eukaryota, Metazoa, Arthropoda, Insecta, Hymenoptera, Braconidae. Gene Ontology annotation, molecular function: ATPase activator activity. Bases 116 to 466 code for a protein of 116 amino acids.